AAGUGCAGCUGCAGGGCGAGUCUAGACGCCUCCCGCCCCCGCUCCUCCCCCCGCCGCCUCCGCCGCCGCCCGUCCUCGGCCUGGUCCUUUUGUGCCCGCGGAGCGCCCGGGGUCAUGUGGAGUCACCGCAGCGGCCGCCUCCGGGCCCACGGCUACAACCUGCAGGAGCAGCGGGAUCGCUGGCGGGAGCGGGAGGCAGCUUUAAGGAAGGCCAGGCGGGAACAGCAUCUGGUCAGCAAGAGAUUGCUGAGGGACACUGAUCUGGAAGAAGCCAGAGAUGAGUUCCAGAACAAGCCCCUGGAAGAGCUGGAGGUGCUGCACUUACUGCGGAUGUCUCAACGGGGAAGCGAGAAGGAAAAAGAGAAGGCAUUAAUCAGCCUCCGGCAUAGCCUACAGCAUCCUGAGACCCAGCAGACCUUUAUCAGGCUAGAAGGCAGUAUUCGGACACUCAUUGGACUCCUGACUAGCAGCUGGGCUUCACUCCAGAUGGAGGCAGCUCGAUGUCUGCAUGAGCUCUCCCAUGCUGACCAGCCGAAUGUGGCCGAAGCCUGUCUGCCUUCCACAUCGUACCUCCUCACGUACCUUUCUGGGCACAGUGCUGACUUCAUAGUCAGACACCUAGUGAUGGAAUUUGGAUCCAAGGGCCUGGUUCCAGACUCAUGUCUGUCCAUCCACUGCUCAGAUGCCUGAAACCCUGUCUCUCACUGCCAUCCCACUGCAGGACCUAGUAUCAGAAUCAGUGACUCUUGGACCCACACAUUAUGUCACAUGUCCUUUGAAAGUCAUAUUAUUAGCAUUAACUAAAGUGGUGGUAUAAGGCACGAGUAGGUACUGAUCCCCAGCUUCUGAUUACUGGGACCAACAGCUCAUGUGUCCAGUCUGAUAUCAAUUCCUCAGGGGCAUGGGCAGGACCCUGGGGGUGGCCGUUGUUCACUUGUUGAAUGUUGAAUUGUUGGGCUCAGAUUUGUUGAUAAAAAUGUUUCAAGGAUUCCCCUCUUCUUAGUUUGGGGAAGGGAAAAACCUCAGAACUCUUUCUUGUUCCUUCUGUUCUCAGGAGCUAUGUCUCUACACACUAGGCAAUCUGGCUGUGGAAAGCGAGGCUGUGAGGAGGCAGCUUCUGCCACAGGGCAUUAUUCCAGCUCUUGCUUUAUGCAUCCAGUCCCCUCAUGCAGCUGUUCUGGAAGCUCUUGGCUACACCUUGUCACAACUUUUGCAGGCCAAUGAAGCUCCUAAAGAAAUCAUUCCGUCUGUCUUGGACUCUGCCAUCCUCCCGAACAUGCUUCGACUUCUGCACCCUACCCCAGAGCUCGGGGCUAGCGUUGCUGUGGAGUUUGCCUGGUGCCUUCACUACAUUAUCUGCAGCCAGGUGAAUAAUCCACUGCUCAUUACCCGAGGAGCUUUGUCCACUCUGGGGCUAUUGCUGAUGGACUUGGCUAGGGCUGCCUCAGGAUCUGUGGAUACAGGACUGGAUCUGUUGGCCUGCCCAGUACUUCGGUGCUUUGGUAACUUGCUGGCAGAGGAAGGAGCGGCAGAUGCAGGAGUGCGAGCAGAUUUUGGAGAUGAGCGAAUUAUAGUGGCCAUGUUUAUCCUCAUGGAGUUCUUCAUCCAGCAUCAACCUAGCCUGGUUCCUGAGUGCCUCUGGGUCCUCAACAACCUAACUGUAAAAGAUCCUGGCCUCUGCACUGCCAUGCUCUCCCUGGAUCUGGUUGCUCCCCUCUUGCAGCUCUUACCCAUUUCACGGGUGGUACGUAUAUUGGUGCUCACAAUCCUGUGCAACAUCGCGGAGAAGGGCCCUUUCUACUGCCAGAGGCUCUGGCCUGGUCCACUACUCCCCCACUUGCUAGAAAUCCUGACCCUUUCUGACUCAGAGGUGGUAGGCCAGAGCCUGGAGCUUUUGCAACUGCUGUUUGUACACCAGCCUGAGGCAGCUCAGGACUUCUUACAGCAUGCUGGCCUACAGGCCUUGGAGAAACACAAAGAAGAGGCUGACCUCCAGGAACGCAUCCAAGCUCUUCAGGAGGUGGCACUGGGAGGAAGUUCACUUGUACCUAACGCAUUGGCGCUGCCAUAGCCUCUCUCUUGCUUUCUUCUAGGGGCUAGCCCUGUCCUUCUGUGGUUCAAAAGUUAUCCUCUGUGCUCCAGUAAUGUUUCCCUUCAGGGAUGACUAAAUGGGCGCCAGAUGCAGGCUGCUCAGAGUCCUGUCCCAUUUCCUGUCCCCCUCCCCUUACCCCCCCCUUCCUUUUCCCUCUUUCAUAUAUCACAGCUUCUCUUAGAACUGAAAAGUUGUAUUACAUUAAAUUUCUUCAGUCACAA
Molecule: messenger RNA, 2313 nt
Organism: Trichosurus vulpecula (common brushtail)
Lineage: Eukaryota; Metazoa; Chordata; Mammalia; Diprotodontia; Phalangeridae
Gene: TMCO6
Product: transmembrane and coiled-coil domains 6
Exons: 12
Coding region: 1277-2071 (264 amino acids)
Molecular function (GO): protein binding
Source: RefSeq, a predicted model, not a curated record